AAAAGCUGUUUCCUUAAAGCAGUGAGCAGGCUCAGAAGCAGAAAAGAAGUUGCUGAGAAAGGGAAGGAGUAAAAGCCACUGGACCUUGUGAGGGAGCAAGUGUGGUUGGCUAGAGACGCUCAGGCCAAGAGGCAGGAGCAGGACUGCAGAGUCUUCAGGAAAGAUGGGAGAAGAUUCUGGGACUUCUUAGCCACUCUAUGUCCCCAGACUGGGGUGGCUGAGUGUGCUGGCUGCUCCUCCCUGCUUUGAGGGUGACUAAGGACCAGCCUGGAGGCCUGCAAGAUGGAGGGGGCCGACGAGAAGAAGCUGGCAUCUGUGUCCAACCUAGUGACUGUGUUUGAGAACAGCAGGAACCCAGGAGCAGCACCCAGAGCUCACAUGCUAGAGGAAGACGAGUGCUACCACUCUGGGUGCAGACCUCCCCAGCCCCCAGAGCCAUGGGAAAAGCCUAGCCUGGGGGAAUCCCUGGAGUCCAGGCCCAGGACGGUCAGCAGGAGGUACCUGAGCUCCCUGAAGAACAAGCUGUCCAGCGGGACCUGGAGGAAGUCCUACCAGCCCGGGACUGGCCCUGGGUCAGGGACGCAGGAGCCUGAGGAGAAGAGGAUUGUCCAGGAGUUGCUGGAGACGGAGCAGGCCUAUGUAGCGCGCCUCUACCUGCUGGACCAGGUGUUCUUCCAGGAGCUGCUGAAGGAGGCCCGCAGCAGCAAGGCCUUCUCUGAGGAUGUGGUCAAGCUCAUCUUCUCCAACAUCUCUUCCAUCUACCAGUUCCAUUCGCAGUUCUUCCUCCCUGAGCUGCAGCGGCGGCUGGACGACUGGACAGCCACCCCCCGCAUUGGGGACGUGAUCCAGAAGCUGGCCCCCUUCCUGAAGAUGUACAGUGAGUAUGUCAAGAACUUUGAGCGAGCCGCUGAUCUGCUGGCCACCUGGACCGACAAGUCCCCACCAUUCCAGGAGGUUAUCACACGCAUCCAGAGCAGCGAGGCCUCGAGCAGUCUGACGCUGCAGCACCACAUGCUGGAGCCUGUGCAGAGAAUUCCACGCUACGAGCUGCUGCUCAAGGAAUAUGUCCAGAAGCUGCCUGCCCAGGCCCCAGACCGGGACGACGCCCAGAAAGCCCUCGAUAUGAUCUUCUCAGCCGCUCAGCACUCCAAUGCAGCCAUCACAGAGAUGGAGCGGCUGCAGGAUCUGUGGGAGGUGUACCAGCGUCUGGGCCUCGAGGACGACAUAGUAGACCCCUCCAAUACCCUGCUCCGCGAGGGCCCUGUCCUCAAGAUCUCCUUCCGUCGCAAUGACCCCAUGGAACGCUACCUGUUCUUGUUCAACAACAUGUUGCUGUACUGUGUGCCCAGGGUCAUCCAGGUGGGUGCCCACUUCCACGUAAGGACCCGUAUCGACGUGGCUGGGAUGAAGGUGCGGGAGCUGAGUGAUGUGGAGUUCCCUCAUGCCUUCCUGGUGUCUGGGAAGCAGCGCACUCUGGAGCUGCAAGCCCGGUCCCAGGAGGAAAUGAUUUCCUGGUUACAGGCCUGCCAAGCAGCCAUUGACCAAAUCGAGAAGCGGAAUGAAACCUUUAAGGCUGCAAUCCAGGGGCCUGAGGGAGAUACUCAGGAGCAAGAGCUGCAGUCAGAGGAGCUGGGCCUCCGGGCACCACAGUGGGUCCGGGACAAGAUGGUGACCAUGUGCAUGCGCUGCCAGGAGCCCUUCAACGCCCUGACGCGCCGUCGCCACCACUGCCGGGCCUGCGGCUACGUGGUGUGUGCCAAGUGCUCUGACUACCGGGCCAAGCUGAAGUAUGACGACAACAGGCCCAACCGCGUCUGCUGCAACUGCUACACGUUCCUCACAGGAAACCUGCUCCCUGACGACAAGGAGGACAAGAGGCGGGGCAUCUUGGAGAAAGGGUCUGCAGCAGGGUAUGAGCAGAACUUGAUGUGCAGCUUCCUGCAGCUCCUCGGGGACAGGUGGGGCAGGAACGGCCCCCGGGGCUGGUGUGUCAUCCCCUGGGAUGACCCCUUUGUUCUCUACAUCUACGCUGCCCCUCAGGACAUGCGGGCUCAUACUUCCAUCCCCCUGCUGGGCUACCAGGUCACUGCCGGGUCCCAGGCGGACCCCCGGGUCUUCCAGCUGCAGCAGUCAGGUCAGCUGUACACGUUCAAGGCCGAGACCAAGGAGCUGAGGGGUCGCUGGGUGAAGGCUGUGGAGAGGGCUGCCAGUGGCCAGAGCCCCGGGGAGCCUGACGGCGACUUGUCUGACUGAGCCACAGCCAACCCCACCCCUGCCCACCUCUCCGUAUGUGUCCCCCACUCCAAGCCCAGCUCCUAACACAGCUGUCCCUGUAGCCUCCGCAACCCACCACCCCAACCUUGUGCUCAGACUACGUGCUCUGAUUUGGGAUUCAGAAGACAGGGACCUGUUCUCUGUGGGGAGGGGGCUGAACAAAUGUCCUGGCUUGCCUGGGGCUGAGGGUGUUGCUGGGACUUGAGGCUUUCAGCAAUAAAACUGGGAAAGUCCAAGGUAACCCAGGACGGUUGGUCACCCAAUGCGGUCUCAACCUGGGUUGCCUAUUAGAAUCACCUUGGGAUGCCUGUACCCCACUGAAGAUUUCUGAUUUAAUUGGUUGAUAAUCUGGUAUGGGAAGGGGGCUUGGGUAUUUUUAGGAGUCCCCAUGUGAGUCUAAUGUGCAGGCUGGGUUACCUGGGAUGAAGAAGGAAGAGAGUAAACUAACAAUGGCUGAGCACCCGUCGAGUGCCAGGCAUGAGAGUACUAAUAAUAAUUAAUAAAAAAUUAAUAAACAUCUAUCGGGCCAGGCACUGUGCUGGGUGUUCUACGUGGAUUAUCUCAUUUCACCCUCAGGAGUCACAAUCCUUAUUUUCCAGAUAAGGAAACCUAGGCUCAGAGAGGUUUAGUAGUUGGCUCAAGGUCACACAGCUAGUAGGUACCAGAGCUAGGUUUUAACUCAGUGGACUAAGGUCAAAGCUCUUGCCUUUAGGUAGCAGUGUAAUAGGGCAAGCAGAGAGGAGAGGCGUGGGAGAGGAGUGGGUGGAAGAAAGAGUGAAGGGGAGAGAAGUGGAGUCAGGACCAAAAAGAUGAGAGGAACAGGAGGGGAGGAGCACGCUUGUUUGGCCCUGUGGCUGGUGAGUGAGGCUGCUUUUUCAUGAGGGACCGCCAGGGGGUGGCAGUGGGCAACAGAUCACAUACAGUGGCCCCAGCCAGGGCCCCAAUACCCUCGGUCAUUCCCAGCAGGCCGGCACACUGCCGGGCUUGGCCCUUGAAGAGGGAAAAAUUAGGCAAGUCAAGUGUUUGCGUCAUUCCAGGCCCAGCAGUUUGCCUGCCCCCACCUGAGGCCACCUCCUUACAGUAUCUUAAAAUACUUCUUAAAAAGCCCAAAGAAACCUCAUUGGCACAAUCCCUCUGGUGAAUAGGCUGGCCAUGAGUUCAUUCUUUCAUUCAAUAAAUAUUUAUUGAGCACCUACUAUGAGCCAAAAAAUACUUCCCGUACCUGGGAUAUUGCAGUGAAUAAGACAGACCAAAACUUCUACCCUUGUGAAGCUUACAUUCUAGUGGGGGAGAUGAUUAACAAAAUAAAUGAAUAAAAUAUCUAGCAUUUGGAUAUAAGUGCUUAAAUAGGUGACCAACAUCCCAAACUUGCUAGUUUUAAAACUGAGACUCUGGUGUCCCAGAAAAUCUCUCAGUUCCAAGUGAAUGGGGAUAGUUGAUCACUCUACCAGAAGGAAAAAACCAAGAAAGAAAGUAAAGGAAGAGUGGCGGUGGGCGGGGGCAAGGUAGGUUUUAAAGGGAAAAUCAAGGAAGGCCUCACGGAGAAGUCAAUGUUUGAAACAACAACCUCAAAGAAGUAAGGGAGGCUCUAAAUCAUAGAUGAGAAGUUUGGGGUGGUGGGGGGCAGAGAGGCUAAACCAACAGGAAUGGAAUGACUAGAAUGGAAAUGAGAAUGCUGCCACAAACUAAAAAAUGUUACCAAUGUCACUGAACACUGUGUGUAGGAAUUGUUGAAUGGGAACCUGUUAUGCCGGGUAUACUUUCAUCAGAUAUAUAAGCGCCCGGCUUCUAAUCAAAAGAUUGGCGGUUUGAGUCUACUCAGAGGUGCUUUGGAAGAAAGGCCUGGCAAUUUGCUCCCCAAAAAAUCAGCCCUUGAAAAUCCCAUGAAGCGCAGUUCCACUCUGACACCCAUGGGGUUACCACAAGUCGAAAUCAACUUGAAGGUAACUGAUUUCCUCCUGUAGAUGGAUUUGUAGCCCUGGGCAGGACGAGAUUCCUGAGGGCAUGAAUGACACAGGAGAAGAAAGAGGUCCAAGGACUGAACCCGGCACACCCGUUGACCUGCAGUUACAAGUCUGAGAAUUUACCCCAAGGAGAUAGCCAGGCCAGUAAGACAGGUUGUUCACCACACUUCGUUUCAAAACCAAACCAAACCCAGUGCCGUCGAGUCGAUUCCGACUCAGAGAGAGUAGAGUAGAACUGAGUACUGAGUAGAGUACACAGAGUAGAAGUGCCCCAUAGAGUUUCCAAGGAGCACCUGGCAAAUUGGAACUUGGUGAGCAGCCGUAGUAGCACUUAACCACUACGGCACCAGGGAUUCCGUACUUUGUUUACAACACCCAAAUUAAAAACUCCAUAAAUAUCCAGCAAAAGAAACCCGAAACAAACCCAUUGCCGUUGAAUCCAUUCCGACUCAUAGAGAGCCUACAGGAGAGAGUAGAGCUGCCCCAUAGUGUUUCCAAGGAGCAGCUGGUAGAUUCGAACUGCCAACCUUUUUGGUUAGCAGCCAAGCUCUUAACCAAGAAGACUCGUUAAAUAAACGUAACCCAUCAAGAGGGAGGUUUUUAGAUAAACUCUGAUGCCUCUGUGCGGUGGAAAACUAUGCACUUUUCCACGGGAAGACUUAUCAAACCACCACCCCCCCCCAAAAAAUCAAACCAAACUCAUUGCCGUCCAGUCGAUUCCGACUCACAGCGACCCUAUAGGAUGGAGUAGAACUGCCCCAUAGGGUUUCCAAGGCUGCAGUCUUCACGGAAGUAACUGCCACAUCUUUCUCCACAGAGUGGCUGGUGGAUUCGAACCACCGACCUCUCAGUUAGCAGCUGAGCACUUCACCCCUGCUCCACCAGGGCUCCUCGAGAAGGCUUAGAUGAUAAUAUAUGGACACUGACAGAUGUCAAUUAAAUAAAUAGGUAUCGAGUGAAUAAUAACUACAGAAGGAGCUGAUAUUUUUUAAUCACUCACUGUCAAAACAAAACCAAACCAGUUGCUACAGAGUCGGCUCCAACUCAUGGCGACCCCAUGUGUGUCCCACUAGAACUGUGCUCCACACGGUUUUCAGGGGCUGAUUUUGGGGAAGCAGAUUGCCAGGCCUUUCUGCUGAGGUGCCUCUGAGUGGGCUCAAACCACCACCCUUUAAGUCAGCAACUGAAAGCAUUCUGUUUGCACCACCUAGGUCUUCUUUAUAAAGAUUAUUUCAUUUCAUCUUUAAUAGUGUUAGAAAUAGAUACUACGUUAUGAUCCUCAUUUUAUGGAUAAAGAAACACACACGAAAGUUGAGUAACUUGCUUGUGGUCACAUAACUUGGGGCAGAAGAGACAGCAUUCCUAACCACUGUGCUGUGGAAGGGUCCAGUCCUGCUUGUAUAAAAAAUUUUUAUACAAGAUACACAACAAACUUUAGGAGUAGUUGUUUUACUUCUUUAGAUGCUUCUAUAAUGUUUGAAUUUUUUUCAGUAUCAUGUAUUACCUCUAAAAUCACAAGAACGAGAGUGUUUUUCUCACAUUAAGGGGAAAAUACAAGAUUGAGAAGAAUUCCAAGAGAGAACAGAGUGAGAGGAGGAGUAGAGUAGGAAAAACAUGGAUAUGAAUGGGGGCAGAAAUGAGAGCAAUGAAACACAGAGACUGGAUAUUGUAUGCCUUUCAAAGUAUAACUUGGUAAUUGGACAAUGUCAAGAAUCUAUUUUUUGUUUUAGGUGAAGAGUUUGCAGGUGUGCCCAUUACAUCACAUUAUUAAGAAAAAAAUAGUGAGAGAAGGAGAGGGAGAGAAUGAGAACAUGAUGGAAGUGUCAGGAAGUAAAGAUUAUGGUUAAUCUAUAAUAGUUGUAUAGAUUAAUGUUGUACCCUUGAAAUCCAAUUAAAAAAGAAGAAAAUCAGAACUCACAGGACUAAAAAAACAGUCCCUAUUAAUUUUUAUAAUCUUUUUUUCACUAAAAACAUAUAUGGAUCAGUAGAUAAUAAGGGGAUGGAGGGUAUUUGGAAAUGGAGAAUUUAGCAGAAGGUACUGUAGUGAAUCGGAGUGAGGAUAUUAAACCCAGACAAAACUUAGUGGCACAGUUUGUGCUUAACUACCAACCUGGGAGUUGGUGGUUCAAACCCACCUAGUGGUGCUGCAUGGAAGACAAGACUGGCAAUCUACUUUUUUUUUGGCAAUAAAAAAAAUUGCAGGCAAGAGAACCCCAUGGAGCAGUUCUACUCUGUUACACAUAGGUUAUCUUAGUCACCUAGUGCUGCUAUAACAGAAAUACCACAAGUGGAUGGCUUUAACAAAGAGCAAUUUAUUCUCUCACAGUCUAGUAGGCUACAAGUCCAAAUUCAGGGCAUCAGCUCCAGGGAAAGGUUUUCUCUCUGUGCUGGCUCUGGAGGAAGGUCCUUGUGAUGCAUCAGCCUUCCCUUGGUCUGGGAGCAUCUCAGCGCAGGAACCUUGGGUCUAAAGGACACGCUCUGCUCCCUGCACUGCUUUCUUGGUGGUACGAGGUCCCCUUGUCUCUCUGUUCACUUCUCUUUUUUAUAUCUCAAAAGAGAUUAGCUUAAGAUACUAACUAAUCUUGUAGACCUCAUCGACAUAACUGCUGCUAAUCCAUCUUAUUACAUCAUAGUGAUAGGAUUUACAACACAUGGGGAAAUCACAUAAAAUGGUAGACAAUCACAUAAAGUGGUGGACAAUCACACAACACUGAGAAUCAUGGCCCACAUCACAUCAGACGACAAAAUGGUAGACAAUGAUACAAUACUGAGAAUCAUGACCUAGCCAAACUGACAAAUAUUUUGGGGGACAGCAUUCAAUCCAUAACAUAGGUUCACAUGAGUCUGAAUGGACUCGAUGGCAAUGGGUUUGGUUUUGUUUUUUGAUUCCCCUUACUUCACACUUCAUGCAUAGUUUCUCUAUAAUAGUUUCCAGCUGAGAAAUAAAGUAUUAAAAAAAAAAAAAAGAAAGAAGAAACAAAGGAAGACUCACCUCCCUGUCUCCUUCCUUGGGGGCCUGACCCCCUAUAUUCACAUGUGGGGUCACUAAGACAUUAGCACCCAGUAGCCAGAGGCAGUGCACCCCAGAGGCUGCAGGGAAAUACUACCUGGGAGCACCUGGUGGGAAUGGGGUGACUUACUAUUCCACAAACAAGCAUAGAGAUGAGGAUACGUGUAGUAACAAGGGGGCAGAGCAGAGUCUGAACCCUGAAAGAACUCAGGGCCUGGACAGAGGCCAUGGACACAGAGAGGCUGCUGUCCUCAGGCUCUUCUCCUGGGAGUUGUGGGGUUCAGGGCCCAGAGGAACUGCCAGGCCCCCCUGGGUAUGUUUACCCAAUGACAUUAUAGGUCUCAGACUUGGGCCUCCAUCAGGCAGUGAAGACUCUCAGAACCUCUGAUUUUUUCUUCUAAAGGUCCUGCCUUCUAAAAAACUGGAGGCCUUGCUUUGCCAUGAGAUCAGAAGAACUGCAUGGUGCCCAGCUACUAUUAUUGAAUGCUUUGAUCAAAGAUUCUCUGGAAGAAUCCUGAUCAAAAAGGAGAAAAUGCAGAACAGAAUUUCAAAUUCUCAUAGACUCUAGACUUUCUGGAACAAUGGAGGCUGGAUGAACCCCUGAAACUAUUGCCCUGAGAUAAUCUUUAAAUCUUAAACCAAAAAUAUCCCCCGAAAUCUUCUUAAAACCAUAGUUUAGCUUAGCUAGUAAAGAAUGUCUGCCUCCAGCAUUAUGUUCUGCUAAGGUCUAUCUAUGUGGGAUCAAACUCACAACAGCAACUCAAAAGGUUAGAUAAGAACCUUAGGGGGCAGUGAGUUUAUGUUAAUGAGGGAGGAACAACUCAGAAAAGGAGGGUGAGAAUGGUUGCACGACUUGAAGAAUGUAAUCAAUGUCACUGAAUUGUACGUGUGGAAAUUGUCGAACUGGUGUAUGUUCUGCUGUUUAUAUCCUGAACAA
Molecule: messenger RNA, 8185 nt
Organism: Loxodonta africana (African savanna elephant)
Lineage: Eukaryota; Metazoa; Chordata; Mammalia; Proboscidea; Elephantidae
Gene: FGD2
Product: FYVE, RhoGEF and PH domain containing 2
Exons: 17
Coding region: 283-2253 (656 amino acids)
Biological process (GO): cytoskeleton organization; filopodium assembly
Cellular component (GO): cytoplasm
Molecular function (GO): guanyl-nucleotide exchange factor activity; metal ion binding
Source: RefSeq, a predicted model, not a curated record